Amoebophrya sp. A120 is the source of this 2697-nucleotide messenger RNA. The record is from the annotation of a GenBank genome assembly. Lineage: Eukaryota; Dinophyceae; Syndiniales; Amoebophryaceae.
AGUUUUCAUGCAGGCCAGACAAAACGUGUAUUUUUGUUGUUAGUUGUAGCACGUGUUGGAAACAUGCAUGCUUUUUUGUAAUCCAAAAUUAGUGCAUUGCUGUCCCUUUCCUGCACAAAAACGUGUGUUUCCCUAAUAUUUUGUAAAAAAAAAAAAAAUUUUGUAAAGCGACAAAAUUUAUCGUCAUUUACUCUAAAGUACCUCAUUUUAGGGUUAGGCAGUCUAUUAGAUACCGCACACAGCACCACGACGGGCUGCAACUAAGGUUGUGUAAGACAGCACCUGAAAUAAUAGAAGAAUUGAGAACCAUGCGAAAAGCAGCCAUUACCCUGACUGCCGCUGGUGUGCACCUGACGACGGAGCCAGUACCAGUGCACGCGGCAUUCGAAUACGAUGGAGGGCGAUCGAAGAUCUUGUUUAACAACUAUGACAAGUUCAAUACGGUACUACUUUGACUUCUCCUUUGUUUCAAUCAUCUUCGAGCUUUUUUGCACAGCAUCAAAUCGGUUCUGCUUUAUUUCUUGCGCAUGAUCGCUGCAUGGCAAGAAGAAGAACCAGCCGAAAUUGAUUGAAAUGAAAAUCGCAAAAACUACAAAUCAGGGUCCUAAAGCCGGUCCAGGCGUGAAGGUGAAGGAGUGCCCCCGCGCCGACGAACUGUCCCCCUUCUCCGGCAUUGCCUUCGCGGAUUCCCAGAUUUUAGUGCGGGUGAACGAGACGGAUAGUUCGCCGCAAUGCCAGGUGUUGAAAAAAAUCGGGUCCAACGCCGAGACGGCGGUGGAGGCGGAAAAAAUGAUCGAAUUCGCGAAGCGGUGCGGCCCGGUGGGGGAGUACAAGCGGCGCAUCGCGGAGUCCUGGUCAAUCCCCAUGUUCACCGGCGGGCUGGAUUGGGUCAGUGGCGAGGGGGAGGAGUUGUAUAUCGAAACGGACUAUCAAAUGCAAAAAUGUCUGGGUCUGGAAGUCUGUGAUGCUGAAUUGCGCAUCAUUGCAACGCUUGCAAUGGCAGCCAAGCAUGACAAGCUUUCGAAGCGCCUUCUGAUGCCUAAACACGCAUGACAAACAGCGUUUUUACAUGGCAAGGGAAGCGUCCCAUUUGCUGUUGAUGCAACACAAAUUCUCCACGAAUGCAAGACACGCAUUACAAGUUCGACCUUUCCAGACAUCCAGGGAUAUUUGCACUCCAUACGGACCAGCAUCCGGAGGGACUGAUGGUGAACGUGACGAAGGACAAGUGGGAGUCAGCGAAGAACUGCUGGUAUCCUGUGCAAAAGUAUCGUACUCGUACUAAUUGCAGACACGCAUUACAAAUCUCGUUCCCAAGGCAAAUCAGCAUGACAAAUUGCAUUUGUCAUGCUGAGGGAAUUUGUCAUGCAAUUUAUAGUAGUACGAUACUUUUGCAGUUCAUAGCUGGGCGAUGGGCUGUGACUGCGAGCAGACGAAGAGCCCGCGGGUGAGGAUUUUCCUGUAUCUCCUCGGGGUUUGCUGUUUAGUCGGGUUGGGCUGGGACGUGAUCCGGUACUACGUGUUUGGCGUCAGGCCCGAUCCGGAAGAGGACGAGGAGGACUACGACGAUAAAAAGCGACUGACAAAGGAGGAGAAAAAGAAGCGCAAGGUAUCCUUGGUAAAAACGUCCGCGCUGCGGAGUAUUAAAGAUGGGGACUUGAUGGCUACACAAAUCAAAAAGGGUUUGUGUGUUGCGCAUGACAAGUCUGGCAUCGUAGUAUCAUCGUGUUUAGGUAGUGUGGUCGCAUGACAAAUCGAUCAGCCCAUCCUGAUUGUAGGAUGACACGCGUCGGGCGGGGACGUUUUUACUUAGGAUACAAGGAGGAGAAAAAGGAAAAAAAGAAGGAAAAAAAAGAGAAGAAGGAGAAGGAGGGGAAAGAUUCCUCGGCAUCUGGUGCAGACGACGACGAGACAGCGUCGCCGUCGAAAAAUGACGCUGGAGAGGUGGUAUCCAGUGCAAGUAGGUCUAGGUCUGGAACCUUGUGAUGCAAGUCAGUCAAUAAUAUAGCACACUGUAAUGCGCCGCGAAGCAUGCCAAAACUUUUUCUGCUUCUGUGCUGCGUAUUUCGCAUGAGAAGCUGCGUUUUUGCAUGACAGCCGAGAGAGGCUGUUUGUGGCCACGCAACACAGAGUUCAGAGUCAUGCCAGGCUAGCAUGACAGAUCUCGCAAUCUUUCAGACCCAGACAUGUUUGCAGCGCAUAGGUGGAAAUGAAGGACAAAAAGGAUGACGACAAAACCACAACGGCGGAGGAGGACGUGAAGAAGGAAAAGUGAAGUGGGUUUCUGCCUUGUUCACGACCGAUUUGCUUUUUCUCGCGCUUCUCAUGUUGCAGCAAGCAGCAGUUUCACCAUUUUUACUACUGCAAUCGAAAAAUACAACCAAAUGUGUCCCCUCACAUAACCUGCGAUCCAUCUCAGACAAAAGAUUCUAGAUCACAUCACCGCAGCAGCAGAUUCUACCGUGAUUGCCGUUUGGAAUAAACAAAGUUUACUUUUGUUUUUGAUGUAUACACCUGUGAUAUGAUGUUGAUCCUGUAGUCUCUCUUCCCCGGCUGCAGUUGUCCCUCGCAAAAUUCUAUGUGAAACCACAAAGCCUUGAGAUUGCUAUUCCUCUCCCAUGUGCAAAUUUUUACCCGCGCACGAAAAAUGAAACGCACGUGGUUCAUCGUUUUCGUUUGCCACGGAGUCGCAUCAAU